ACUCGCAGCCAACCAAAGGUGCCCUUUUUUUUUUUACACCCAAAGUUCCACACUUUCUUUCUCUCUUCUUUCUCCCUGUUUUCCGCCUCCAGCACUCUUACUCUCCCCCAGCAAUGGCGACGGCGGCGACGGCUACGGCUGCUUCAUUGUACCCAUCUCAUGUUCACUUCCAGAACCAGAACAAAGUUUAUGGCUUUCCACCAAAAUCCCCCAACUCAGUCAAAGUAACUCAGAUCAUCGAUGGGAGAAAGAUGAGGAAUGCCACUGUUCUAUCCUCUGCUUCAACUGAUAAAGCCAUCACCACUGCUCAGUCUAUAUCUCCCAGAGCUUGUGAUAGAGUAAGGAGACAUACCAUCUCGGUGUUUGUGGGUGAUGAGAGCGGUAUAAUAAACAGGAUAGCUGGAGUGUUUGCUAGGAGAGGAUAUAAUAUUGAGUCCCUUGCCGUGGGGUUGAAUGAAGACAAGGCUUUGUUUACUAUAGUUGUUCUUGGGACAGACAAAGUCCUGCAACAAGUUGUAGAACAGCUUAACAAAAUCGUCAAUGUCAUCAAGGUGGAAGAUCUCUCCAAGGAGCCGCAUGUUGAACGUGAACUUAUGCUCAUUAAACUUAAUGCUGAUCCAAGCACCCGUUCAGAGAUCAUGUGGUUGAUGGAUAUCUUUAGAGCAAAAAUCGUGGAUACCUCGGAGCACUCUCUAACGAUUGAGGUAACUGGAGACCCAGGAAAAAUGGUUGCACUUGAGAGAAACUUAGAGAAGUUUGGAAUAAAAGAAAUCGCGAGAACAGGGAAGAUUGCUCUGAGACGGGAAAAGAUGGGAGAAACCGCUCCGUUUUGGAGAUUUUCAGCGGCAUCAUGCUCACUUCAUUUGAAGCAACCGCCUCAUGAGACUGUUACAGAGAAAACAAAGCUAGCAAUGACUGGAAAUGGCAAUGCAUCAUCGGGGGGUGACGUUUAUCCAGUGGAACCCUAUGAAAAUUUCAAACCGGUCCUUGACGCUCAUUGGGGGAUGGUAUACGAAGAAGAUUCGAGUGGAAACCGGUCCCACACGUUAUCUAUACUUGUAGCGAACUCACCGGGAGUUCUUAAUCUAAUAACCGGCGCUAUCUCUAGGAGGGGUUAUAACAUCCAGAGUCUAGCUGUUGGUCCUGCUGAGAAAGAAGGCUUAUCUCGGAUUACGACAGUUAUCCCCGGAACUGAUGAUCAUAUAGACAAAUUGGUUAGGCAGCUUCAGAAGUUGAUUGAUCUUCACGAGGUCCAUAAUAUUACCCACAUGCCAUUUGCGGAGCGAGAACUGAUGCUCAUCAAAGUAGCAGCUCAAACUUCUACAAGGAGAGAUAUUCUAGAUAUUGCUCAAGUUUUCCGUGCUAAGGCCAUUGAUGUCUCUGAUCAUACUAUCACCCUUGAGGUUGCGGGGGAUCUCAGAAAAAUGGCUGCACUACAAACGCAGUUAGAGGUCUAUGGAAUCUGUGAGGUGGCUCGGACAGGAAGAGUGGCAUUGGUAAGAGAAUCUGGAGUGGAUUCGACUUAUCUUCGUGGAUUCUCUCUUCCUUUGUAGUUCCAAAGAGGACUUGCCACAAGCUUCACCGUUCGUGUAGACUAGUCGAGGACUGCAUCUUGUUUCAGCAUCUGUGACUGAUUGCUUCCUCCAGGAGUCAUGGCGUUUGAUGUUGUUAUAGGAGGACUUAUUUAGAGAACUAAAUAAAUAAUAAGCAUGUUUGUUUCUUAGCUUUGAAUGCUUUUCUCAAAUGUAAAACCACUAUUUCUAGAUUGUCCAGUUAUAUGUGUUGUAGCUUUCAAAGACUUGUAUAAAACUUGGUUGGUAAGGGGAAAAAUAUUAAUCGAA
This is a messenger RNA of Camelina sativa (false flax), 1841 nucleotides long. RefSeq names its product acetolactate synthase small subunit 2, chloroplastic. Lineage: Eukaryota; Viridiplantae; Streptophyta; Magnoliopsida; Brassicales; Brassicaceae. Gene Ontology annotation, cellular component: cytosol. The record is from RefSeq and is a predicted model, not a curated record. Gene Ontology annotation, molecular function: acetolactate synthase regulator activity; acetolactate synthase activity. Gene Ontology annotation, biological process: L-valine biosynthetic process.